This is a messenger RNA of Lacerta agilis (Sand lizard), 1194 nucleotides long. RefSeq names its product leukocyte elastase inhibitor-like. Bases 1 to 1194 code for a protein of 397 amino acids. The record is from RefSeq and is a predicted model, not a curated record. Gene Ontology annotation, molecular function: serine-type endopeptidase inhibitor activity. The transcript has 7 exons. NCBI's taxonomy places the organism in Eukaryota, Metazoa, Chordata, Lepidosauria, Squamata, Lacertidae. Gene Ontology annotation, biological process: negative regulation of endopeptidase activity.
AUGCAACCCAAUUUUGUAAUGGCCUCUCCUCACACAGAAGCAAAUGCAAAAGCUGCCCUUGACUUUUUCCUGAAGUUGAGCAAGGAUGAGCGCUGUGAAAGCAUCAUGUUCUCUCCUGUAAAUUUGGCAGUCGCCUUGAAAGUCCUCCUUUCUGGGGCCAGGGGCCACACAGCUGAUGAACUGCAAAAGGAUGCUACUGAAUAUGAAUGUGAGCUGCCCGAAGGUAGCCAUAAGGAGUUCCACAAAAUCCUUGCUCAGCUUGACAAACCGAGCAGAAACUACGAGCUGAGCUUUGCCAAUCAACUCUACGGAGACAAGUCUGUUGCUUUUGUCCAGCAAUUCCUGUUCUGUGCAUUGAAGCAGUAUCUGACGGAGGUAGACGGUGUUGACUUUCACAAGGCUCCAGAAGAGGCCAGAAAGCUGAUAAACUUAUGGGUUGAAGUCCGGACACAUGGCAAAAUCCAGGACCUGCUGCCGGAGUUCAAUGAUGAGAUUACAUGCCUGAUUGAUCUGCUUCUGGUGAACUCCCUCUACUUCAAAGGACAAUGGGAAGUCCAGUUUGACAAGGAGCUCACGAAAGAAAGCUCCUUUUACUUGAACGAGAGAGAAACAAAAACUGUGGAGCUGAUGCAUAGAAGAGGCCACUAUAAAAUGGGAACAGUUGAAAGCUCUCAGGUCCAGUUCCAAGUGCUCGAGAUCCCCUAUAAAGAUCACGAACUGAGUGUGUUCAUACUGCUGCCCAAAGACUACAACCCCAAUUCUCUUCAACAGCUGGAAGAGGACCUUACCUAUGAGAAGUUAUUAGAGUGGACCUCUGAAACCUGCCUGAAGGUGAAAGAGGUAGACGUGGCCAUCCCCAAGACCAGGCUUGAGAUGAGCACCCCAGCCCUCAAAUUCUUGGAAGCUCUGGGCCUGAAUAAUGUCUCCAAUCCUGAAAAAGCCGAUUUGUCUGGAAUUACAACAACCGAAAUGGUGGCUGUGAGUGAGAUUGUGCAUGGAGUUGCCUUAGAGAUGGAUGAAGAUGGUGGAGGGGAAGCACCGCAUUGCCCCAGAGAUAGGCACCCAGUGAGCCGGGCAGAUGUGCAGUUUGUGGCCGACCAUCCUUUUCUUUUCUUUAUACUACACAAAUUCACCAACAGCAUCCUGUUCUUGGGUCGAUUUGCAGAACCGGAAGAAAACACAGCUUGCCAUUAA